AUUCUCUUCGUUUAGUUCUGUUUUCAUGGCUUCUAAUCUUUGUAGCUGACUUUAAAUCUGUCAUGGAUCCGAGUCCGGAUGCAAUUAGGGUCGUUUUGCCCGCUUUUUGAUUGUGUGCAUGUAUCUCGUUUCCGAUCCGAAAACCACACCUACCGGUCAUCUAACCCGAUCUCUCAACCCGUUUCGAACCGGUUCUGUCGGGCGGGUUUGGAUGGCUGUUAUCAUGUACCGAGGCGGGUCGACUCGCCAUCGUUUCUGUAUUUAUUUAUGAUUGACGUUACUUAGCCUUGGCUUGGAGUCCGAAAUUUCUGUGUCUCUGAAGAGCCGUGAAUAGAAUGUCUCUCAGUUACUUUGUCUUUGGAAAACAAUGGCUACUAAAAAUAUCAAUGAAUGGAAUAUGUAGUUGAAUUGCUUUUUGAGACUAAGCUUGCUCUUCGCAGUAGGGUUGGUGUGGUUCAUGCAAUGGAUAUGUCAGAUGCUGUAGCUGCCAAAUCAAGUCGAUUGAAGUCUGUUGUAUGGAAUGAUUUUGACAGGGUUAAAAAAGGUGAUGCAUAUGUGGCUAUAUGUAGGCAUUGUAAAAAGAGGUUGAGUGGAUCUAGUAGUAGUGGAACAUCUCAUUUAAGGAACCAUUUAAUCAGGUGUCAAAGGAAAUCUAACCAUGGAAUAUCACAAUGCAUUGCAGUAAGAGACAAGAGAAAGGAAGGGGCUCUUGCAAUAUCAAAUAUCAGUUUUGAUCAAGAUCAGAAAAAAGAUGAUGACCUUCACUUGUGAACAUUAAAUUUGAGCAGGAGCAGUUAAAAGAUGACAUAUUCAGCAAUGGAAACAAGAACUUUGAUCGAAGACGGAGUCAGUUGGAUCUUGCUCGCAUGAUUAUUUUGCAUGGGUAUCCAUUGACUAUGGUUGAGCAUGUUGGUUUUAAAGUAUUUGUGAAAAAUCUUCAGCCACUGUUUGAGCUCAUGACAGUGAAUAGCAUUGAGGCUGACUGUAUUGAGCUUUAUGAGAAAGAGAAACAAAAGAUGAAUGAGAUGUUGGACAAAUUACCUGGUAAAAUCAGCCUUAGUGCUGAUGUGUGGGUGGCUAUGGGUGAUACUGAGUAUCUGUGUUUGACAGCAAAUUACAUUGAUGAAUCAUGGCAGUUAAGAAGGAGAAUCCUAAAUUUUAUCAUGAUUGAUCCUUCUCAUACUGAAGACAUGCUUUUGGAGGCUAUUAUGACGUGUCUGAUGGAUUGGGAUAUUGACCGUAAGUUAUUUUCCAUGACAUUGAACACUUGCUCUACCAGUGAUAACAUUGCCAAGAGAAUUGGUGAGCGCCUUUCACAGAAUAGGUUUCUUUAUUGUAAUGGUCAAUUAUUUGAUAUACGCUGUGCUGCAAAUAUUAUCAAUAUUAUGGUUCAGGAUGCUUUGGGGGCAGUAAGUGAAAUAGUCAAUAAGAUUCGAGGAAGUAUUCGCUAUAUCAGAAGUUCACACACUGUACUGGAAAAGUUCAAUGACUUGAUUAAAGAAGUUGGGAUCCAGAGUAAAAAGUACUUAUCUCUGGAUAACCAAAUGCAAUGGAAUUCCACCUAUUCAAUGCUUGAGACUGCCUUAGAAUUCAGGGAUGUCCUUACUCUUUUACAAGAGAAUGACAAUGCCUACAGAAUCAAUCUUUCCAAUGUAGAGUGGGAGAGAGCCACUGCAGUCACUGGCUACUUGAAGUAUUUUGCUGACGUUACAAAUGUUCUCACAAGGAGCAAGUAUCCAACUGCAAAUAUUUACUUCCCUGAGCUCUGUGAUGUAAAGUUGCAGUUGACAGAAUGGUGCAAAAACUCAGAUGAAUGUAUUAGUUGCUUGACAUUAAAGAUGAAAAGCACGUUUGAUGAAUAUUGGGAGAAAUGUAGCUUAGGUUUGGCAGUUGCAGCAAUGUUAGAUCCUAGAUUCAAGAUGAAAUUGGUAGAGUAUUACUACCCGCAAAUCUAUGGUAGCACUUCCACAGGUCGCAUUGAUGAGGUCUUUGAUGGUGUGAAGGCCUUGUACAAUGAGCACUCAAUCUGCUCCCCAUUAGCUUCUUCUCAUGAUCGGGGAUUGGCCUGGCAAGUUGGGAAUGGUGUACUUUGCUUACCAGGUAAGGACUCGAGGGAUAGAUUGAUGGGGUUUGACAAAUUCCUCCACGAAACUUCUCAAGGUGAAGAUAUGAAAUCAGAUUUAGAAAAAUACUUAGAAGAACCUCUCUUUCCACGAAAUGUUGAUUUCAGCAUAUUAAAUUGGUGGAAAGUACACACUCCUAGGUAUCCUGUCUUAUCCAUGAUGGCAAGAAAUGUGUUAGGGGUUCCAAUGUCAAAAGUUUCACCAGAUUUGGCAUAUAAUAUCAAUGGAAGAGAGCUUGAUCGCGAUUGGAGUUCACUUAACCCUGUCACUGUUCAAGCUUUGGUGUGUUCACAAGAUUGGAUACAGGGUGAACUGGAAAGUUAAUGCACUGUUUUCCUUCUGCCUUCUGACUUGUGUUGAUUCUUCACUUAAGAAUUUCCUUUGUAAGUUAGAUCUCCUAACUUCUCAAGUCAGUUGUCCUUAUUAUCAUGUCCUAUUCUAGUUUUGUCCACCCAUUAUGCAUCGAAACAAGUUGAUUUUAUAAAUCUUAUUCUUGGCAUCUUUUAUUCUUUUUUUAAAUUGUUUUGGCGAUCUCUUGCAUCUUGUGAAGUCUUCCGGUUACCUUUAGAAACAUAUUCUUAAUAUGCCAAGGGAUAUCCUGGUGUUAUACAAUUUAUCCCAAUUACCAUGCACCGAAAUGUCAAUUGAUCUGCUUAGCCUUCUUUGACUGAAGUCCACUCUUGGCCUUGUUGGAACUUCUGGAUCCCAGGCCUUUCUAUGGGGUUUUGGAGCUCCAUAGAUAUCUAAAGAUCGGAAGAACCUCCUUCCAUAUGGAUUCAGAACGAGUUUGGAUACCUAUUUGGUGACAAUCGCAAAUACCUUGUCUUGUUGAGACCCCCAUAACAAAAACAGGAUUUUGUCUCCCCUGUACAUCUAUAUCAUAGAUGCAUUGCAUUCCACCUGCUUUAUGAACCUCCAUAAACAUUGUUGUGAACGUCAGGUCUCAGCCAAGAAAGUGGUGUCUGGUUGGGGUGGCCUUUAAUCAGGUGCUGAAGUCGUAAAAUUAUCGAGGGGCAGCUAAGGUCAGAUCCUUACUUGGUAUUUUCACAAGAAAAGGAUUCCAUUUUUUUAUAUGUCUACCAUGUCUCUGCCUUUGUAAUUAUGCUCAACAAUUUCUGUACAUUCUCAUUAAAUUUCAAAAUGUAUAUGAGCAUAUUUUUAA
Messenger RNA from Prosopis cineraria, 3285 nucleotides. RefSeq names its product zinc finger BED domain-containing protein RICESLEEPER 2-like. The transcript has 2 exons. NCBI's taxonomy places the organism in Eukaryota, Viridiplantae, Streptophyta, Magnoliopsida, Fabales, Fabaceae. Bases 867 to 2447 code for a protein of 526 amino acids. Gene Ontology annotation, molecular function: protein dimerization activity; DNA binding. The record is from RefSeq and is a predicted model, not a curated record.